Protopolystoma xenopodis is the source of this 276-nucleotide messenger RNA. The record is from the annotation of a GenBank genome assembly. NCBI's taxonomy places the organism in Eukaryota, Metazoa, Platyhelminthes, Monogenea, Polystomatidea, Polystomatidae.
AUGGAACGGCCAUCGUCUUCUGGUGGAACCGAUCUUCCAAUCUCUCCACGUAACACUUCCACUCGAAAUGGAACGAACUUUCCAACAAGCCUCUUCAGGUCUGCUCGUGCCAUGGCCGCUCCGGAAGACACAACAUUCGCUCUCUCUCUCUCUCUCUUUCUCUCUUUCUCGAUUUCUACCAUCACCUCCAUCCGAUACGAUCGAGACUAUGCACAAAGGGUUUUUUGCAUGCAGAGAUUCUUCCGCUGGCUGAUCGGUGGACGCACCGACCCAUGA